Molecule: messenger RNA, 3377 nt
Organism: Parasteatoda tepidariorum (common house spider)
Lineage: Eukaryota; Metazoa; Arthropoda; Arachnida; Araneae; Theridiidae
Product: solute carrier family 12 member 2
Biological process (GO): potassium ion homeostasis; sodium ion homeostasis; chloride transmembrane transport
Cellular component (GO): membrane
Molecular function (GO): sodium:potassium:chloride symporter activity
Source: RefSeq, a predicted model, not a curated record
GUGUCGGUGUUAGAGAGAGAGUGAAAAAGACGACAGGUAAUGGAAUCAACAGAUGUCGGAAUGGAAGGUGAAGAGAAAAAACGUUCUCGUUUUCAGGUAGAGCCCGUGGAACAGGUGGGAGAAUGCUCCGAUACAUGCAAUACUCGAUCACUCUGCCACUAUACACAAGAGGCACUUCCUCGCCUUGACCACUACAGAAAUAUUCACUCAUUACACGCUCAUCAACCCCGGCCCACUUUGGAUGAACUGCACAACGGAAAUGUCGAGGAACAGACUUUUGAUCGAAGACUUUCAAAGGCAUUUACUGAAAAGCAAGCUGCUGUAAAAUUCGGAUGGAUACAAGGAGUAUUGGUGAGAUGUCUGUUGAAUAUAUGGGGUGUAAUGCUUUUCCUUCGUCUCUCUUGGGUCGUCGGACAAGCAGGAAUGGGAUUGGCUUGUCUAAUAAUUCUUUUGGCGACGGUGGUAACAUUUCUAACAACUCUCUCAAUGUCGGCCAUUUGCACAAAUGGAGAAGUAAAAGGAGGAGGAACAUAUUACAUGAUAUCUCGGAGCUUGGGACCUGAAUUUGGUGGGUCCAUAGGUUUCAUCUUCGCUGUGGCUAAUGCUGUUGCCGUUGCUAUGUAUGUUGUUGGAUUCGCAGAGACAGUCCAAGUUUUAAUCUAUGACAAUGAAUUGCGUUUAGUGGACAAUGGAAUAAAUGACAUUCGGAUUAUAAGCUGCAUCACUGUUGUGGUCAUUCUGGGAAUCGCCAUCGUUGGAACUGAGUGGGAGACAAAAGCGCAAAUUAUUCUCUUAUUGAUACUACUUGCAGCAAUGGCCGAUUUCUUAGCUGGGGCUUUCUUAACACCAUCAGAGGAACAAAUAGCCAAAGGAUUCAUUGGAUGGAAUAUGAGCGUGAUAAUGGAAAACAUAGGCCCUCAUUUUGAUGCAGACCAGAGUUUCUUCUCUGUUUUUUCUGUCUUCUUUCCCGCAGCCACUGGGAUCCUUGCUGGAGCCAACAUUUCCGGAGAUCUCAAAGAUCCUCAAACGGCGAUUCCGAAAGGAACUCUUCUGGCAAUCCUCAUAACAACGUUGUCUUACAUUCUGUUCGUAGUUGUGGCUGGGAGCACCGUAUUGCUGCAAUCCAACGGCCUCACAGAACUCGUCACCAAUGGUAGUCUUCAUCUCUUAUCGAACUGCACUCUGACGGAGGAUAUGAAGUGCGAAUACGGUCUUCUUUACGAUUACCAGGUAAUGGAGAUGGUGUCAGCUUUUUCACCCAUAAUAUACGCUGGAAUAUUUGCUGCUACUCUUUCAUCUGCUUUGGCCAGUCUUGUCAGCGCUCCAAAAAUAUUUCAGGCUUUGUGCAAGGAUAAAUUAUUUCCAGGCAUACACUUUUUCGCUAAAGGGUAUGGAAAAAAUAAUGAACCCAGAAGAGGAUAUCUUCUUGCUUUUGUCAUUGCCCUAGGAUGCUGUGCCAUUGGUGACCUAAACAGCAUAGCUCCACUGAUAUCCAAUUUUUUCUUAGCUGCCUACUGCUUAAUUAAUCUCUCUUGCUUUCACGCCACUUUUGUUAAAGCACCUGGUUUCCGUCCUGCCUUCAGGUACUAUAGUAUGUGGCUUGGUCUUCUGGGUGCCUUUCUCUGCCUCGUCGUUAUGUUCGUCAUCAACUGGGUCACAUCUCUCAUCACAUUUGCUGUAGUCUCAUUCCUCUACCUCUGCAUUUAUCACAGGAAACCAGACGUGAAUUGGGGAUCGUCUACUCAAGCUCAAACUUACUCUAUGGCUUUGAAUGCUGUAGUAAAGCUGAAUGAGGUGGCUGAUCAUGUCAAAAAUUACAGGCCACAGAUUUUGGUACUAACGGGUCAUCCCAGUCACCGGCCCCCACUACUGGACUUCAGCUAUACCAUCACCAAAAAGCUCAGUCUACUCAUUUGUGGAAAUGUUAUCACAAAGGAGCACCUAAACCACAAGAGUAGGACCGCUGUGCUGGAUCUGGGACAUAAAUACCUUAGGAGACGAAACAUCAAAGGAUUUUACAGUACCGUAGAGGACACAUCCUUCUCCAGGGGAGUCUCCUCUUUACUGCAGGUUGCGGGAAUGGGAAAGUUGAAGCCGAACAUGAUAUUGAUGGGUUAUAAGAUUAACUGGGAAAUGUGUGGAUAUGAUGAAGUAAAGGAAUAUUUCAAUGUCAUUCACAAAGCAUUGGAUAUGCAUAUGGCCAUUGGAAUCUUGAGAUUGCCCGAAGGAUUGGACUAUUCGAAGUUUGCACCCCAUUUGGAACAAUUUGCCCUUCUAUCCAAAAAAGAAAGAAAAAAGAGAAUAGAAUACCGGUCAGAUGGAAUACUGAGAAAUAAAUCCUGUUCUGAACUCUCAGAAAUUUCGGUGGCAUCGUGUCCGAUGGACAGUUCCAGAGAAAGUUCUCCACCCUCGUCUCCAGCCACUCUCCGUUCCUUGAACGGGGUUGUGAGCCAAGAUCCCCAUGGACAGGUGAAUCUUGGUUUCAUGGAAUGUGCAGACGAUAUGAAGUCGACGCCAUCUAUUCCAGAUGAGGUUAAGUUGUCGGCAACACAGUUCCAGAGAAGGCAAAAAAAGGGACACAUCGAUGUUUGGUGGCUGUACGACGAUGGAGGUUUGACCAUGCUCAUUCCGCACAUACUUAGCACACGAUCUCAGUGGAGCGGAUGCAAACUCAGAAUAUUUGCACUUGCCAACAAAAAAGAUGAACUAGAUCGCGAACAAAGAAACAUGGUGGCGCUGCUAAAUAAGUUCAGAAUAGACUACUCUGACGUCACAGUCAUUCCAGAUAUCGUUAAGCCACCAGAAGAAGCGAGUCAAAAAGAGUUUGAGGCACUGAUAACAAAAUGGCAAAGCGAGGAGAAUCACAUAUCUGAGUCUGAAUUAUACGCACUGAAAGACAAAACCAAUCGCCACAUUCGAUUGUCGGAGCUGUUGCAAAAAUAUUCCUCCGAAUCAUCACUCGUCGUCAUGACUUUACCCAUGCCCAGGAAAAGCACGUGUUCCGCAGCCCUGUACAUGGCAUGGCUAGAGACACUCACCAAAGACAUGCCUCCUUUCCUUCUCAUACGAGGGAAUCAAACCAGUGUCCUCACAUUCUACUCCUGAAGAACAUGUGAAAUAAAAAAAAGGAACUUGUUGAAACAUGAACUGAAAUUUAUGGGAGAACAAAAAGCAUGCAGGCAUGGCCAGUCCUCCUACCAACUCUUUACUCACAGUUCCUUCGUUAUUCGUAGUUCUAUUUUAAAAGACAGAAAAAAAAAGACUUUUUUUUUAUGCGUACUGAUCAUUCAUAUCAAUUUCAUGUCUCGAAAGAAAUUGUAUGCGUAGCUGAUACGAGUCUAUUAUAGUUUUAAAAAAAUAUUGUUUACAAGUUUAAA